Symbiodinium sp. CCMP2456 is the source of this 2031-nucleotide messenger RNA. Lineage: Eukaryota; Dinophyceae; Suessiales; Symbiodiniaceae. The record is from the annotation of a GenBank genome assembly.
AUGCGGGCCAUGAUGCUGACCUUGGCUCUGGCGGCGCUAGGGUUCGCCCAAGUACGCGCUGCGAACCUGGCAGUUGUCCGCGUUUUCUCUACGGACGAGGAGGUGAUGCUGCUGAAUUCCAGUAGCGACCUCUGGGCUACGUCCAACGCCAUGCCAUGCGCCGGCAAAUCCACCACGAGUGAGAUUGAUCUCAUCCUAGUUUACAGUAAAGACCUCGCGACCGACGUCAUGGCAAGCCAGGUCGUCGCGGAGCUCGAAACAACCUUCAUGAACAAUGCGUCGGCCUGGGUCCAGUGCUUCAGGAGCAUCAAGAACAUGUCAGCCAAGCUCAACCCCGAGCAAGAUGUGUACGACAGCAACGGGUACACCACGAACAAGCACUGGGUGUCUGGUCCCAACACCGUUUUCAAAAGCAUUAUGGAUGCCAUGAUGACUGGCCCCUACAUGGGCAUGUACGAUUCCUUCUUCCUUAUGGAGAUGGAUGCCGUUCCCAUCAAGGCCAACUGGCUCGAUCAAUUCGAGACGGAGGCCCUGGAAAUGCCGGGAGGCAACAUGGCCGUGCGCGGGAGCCAGUACCUAGGUGAUAAGUGGGACCUGUUCAAGCACAUGAUGCCCGACUACCUGGUCGACCACAUCAAUGGCAAUGCUAUCUACAAUCUCAAGAACAACUGGACCCAGUACCUUGUCAAUGCCUUCACCGCACAGGGCACCACGGCCAUGUUGGAAGAAAUGGCCUUUGAUGUGGCUUUCGCCAUGAUUACCAUGGCCGCGGAGUCCGGAUCCGAUCCUACGUUUUCUGCUGCGUGGACAAAUGUCAUGGGCAGCAACACGACUUACAACCCGACUUCCAUGCUCGUGGGCAACUAUGCCAACACUUUGCUGAACACAAGCUAUGAGUUCCCGACCUACAUCCGCCACGGCUCGAACAAGAACCUCUUCGAGAACUUGCCGGAUGACAACGUGACGUUGGUCGUGGCUUGGUUCGACUACCAGGGCCACUUUCUCGAAACGGUGCCCACACAUCACCCCUUCAAGAAGAUCAUGGGCCUCGCUUACUACGAGCAGUCGAUGAACUCAAGGGAAAUUCCUGCCCCGGAUGGCAACGUCACACUGACGAUGAAGCCGGCCAAAAGUCAGCCUUACUACCACCUCUGCGAGGCUGCCAAGUCGGUGGACACCAAGUGGUUCGCACUCACUGACAACUACCACAUCGUCAAAGCACCAGUCAGCGUGCUCAUGGAGACGAUGGACAAACCCGUGCUGCCCUACGUCCUGAAGGACUCCAGGUAUUGCGGUGAGCGACCCAACUGCAAGGCUUCCAUGGAGCAGGCAGAAGAUCUUUUCGGUAUCGUCUUGAACUAUCACCAUGACAAGUAUGAGGUUCUGUACAAGACUGCCGAUGCCCUUGCCUUUUGCGAUGCUUGGGAUGUCGCCACGACCGGCAAGGAUUGGGGCAACUGCAGCCUUGCCUUCGGCCCAACAGCAGACGACUACAUCGCUUGGAAGAUCAGUUCUCCUACAUUCAACGUGAGUGACGAGUUCACCCCCAAGGACAAGACGCGUUACGGCUGGAGAGCCUGGACUAGCUUGUGGAAUCCGGCCCCGGUCGACGACCGCAACUGCGAGACAACGCUCUACGGCAUCAAGGAGUACCUUGAGACGCUCGGCAACAUCUCCACGUGUGCUGUCGACUAUGUGGAGAACGAGACGGCCUGCGUCGGCGAUUCCACGUGCAUGUGGAAGCCCAUGUUCCAGUCCGGCGUCUGCAUGCUGGAUCCCAAGAGUAUUACCACGACGACCACCGUCGAGGGAGCCGUCUUCAAUGUCAUCGAAGUCACGAUGCCGAUGACCGUCGACAAUGCGUCCGAAAUCAUUAACGACGUUACAGUGACCACAGCCAUGCGGUGCGUGGCCCAGUUUAGCUCUAACGGCUGUGGGGCUGUGAAUGACCAUGCUUCUUGUAUUGCUUUGCAGAGGAGGUGUUCGGAUCACUUCGAUCCACAAAGGGGUUGUAAGUUUAUGUCAGCUUAG